Molecule: messenger RNA, 423 nt
Organism: Prunus armeniaca (apricot)
Lineage: Eukaryota; Viridiplantae; Streptophyta; Magnoliopsida; Rosales; Rosaceae
Source: the annotation of a GenBank genome assembly
AUGAAAGAUCGAAGAUCAAGGAAUCAACCCGCGAAUAUUCCCCAUGCCAAAUUUUGCUCAAACCUUGAAUCAAAGGAAUAUGUUUCCUCCUAUUCAUCAUUCAAUCGAAGCCUUCCAAACAACCAUGGUUGGAAGCAAGCGCACGAAAAGCAAGACAUCGCAGCAGCCACCACUUUCUACUGCCGAAGCUGGCUACCUCCACGGCUCCAGCCGCUGUUGUUCCUCCUUUUAGUCCAGCAACUAAGAGCACCCAUUAGACACGCGACGCUGCUUCUCUAUGCGUCCUUGCUACCAGCACAGUCUUGCAGCCGCAAGAACUGCCAAUCGACUCCAGCAACACCUCACUGUACGGCCAUGGUCAAAUUUGAUGCUCCCCACCACAACAGCACUGCGGUCCAUUCGGACGUCGUCAUUCAUGACUAA